CAAUUCCUCUAUGUGUUUUCUCAGUCUUGGCGGAUGGGAUCUGACCUCAUUGAUAACGUUUGCAUGGUAUUGGAUCACUACUGUAAAUGCUUCGGCAGGGUUAAAGAACCCAUAUAUCAGAUUCUACUGCAAGAAUGCCAGCAUGUUGUUGUUGUUGAGUAUCUACGAGCCCUCAUGGAAAAGAGGAUGGUAUGCAGGAACUCAGAAGAAAGGAGCCAGUUUUCAGAUAAAAUGACUCAGGAUUCAUUACAGUUGAAUGACUUCUUCUGCAAAAUGGGUUUAGAAAAGAGUGAACCGAUUAUGAAUGUAAUCCCAUUGGUCUCUGACCUGAUCCGUGUGACAGACACCACACUGCUCAGUCUACAGGUUUCAGACCUUGUCAUGAAAUACCCGGAUAUCAGUGAUGAGCAUGUUUCAGUGCUGCUGGAUAUCCGGGGAGAUGUCUCCAAAGAAACUCGCAUGACUGUGCUUGAACUGCUUCAGGAAAACUCAAGGACACUUCCAGAAGGUUAUCAGUCUGUAUUCAGCAAUAUCCUUGUUCCAACACCAGCCAUGGCUUUCUGCAUUCCAGCUGUUAAAUGUACCUAAAAGGUUACCAUUGCCCUGCCCUCUCUGUCCCUGAUACAGAAUGAUCUUUCUGGGAGCAGGAUGUAGGCAAUCUCAUUUUGGGUGGUGAUUGUUUUUGUAUAGAGGCAGUGACAGCAGCAACUACCAAUGGGAUACAGAGCAGCAGAAGUCAUGUUCUACCAAUGAAGCAGUAGCAGGAUGACAGGAAUGUAUUUCAGCACCUCUGGGAACUUUCUUACCCCCGAGGUUGGAACAUAUCUAUGAUCAGUACAUUAUUUCGGUUUAAACCUUUAUUCAUUCCUUACAUAUAUGGGAAAGAUGAAUUUAAAGUGAGAAAGAUAUGAAUUUAUACUUUUUAGCUAACAUAAUGUUAAAUACUGAAAUAAUUUUUCUACCACCUACAAUGAGAAGGAACAUAGUGCAGAAAGUAAAUAUGAAAUAACUGAGUAUAGUAUGAUGUGUGCAUUAUCUGUUAAUGUUUUGUAUGAAAAGUGGAUCUUGAUCUUGAGGAAGCUGGUAUUCCUCUCCAGGGAUAGUGGGAGGGAUAUUGUUGGUAUGUGUAAGGUAGCUA
This is a messenger RNA of Protopterus annectens (West African lungfish), 1138 nucleotides long. RefSeq names its product exocyst complex component 3-like protein. Gene Ontology annotation, cellular component: exocyst. Lineage: Eukaryota; Metazoa; Chordata; Ceratodontiformes; Protopteridae. Gene Ontology annotation, molecular function: SNARE binding. The record is from RefSeq and is a predicted model, not a curated record. The coding region runs from base 34 to 588 and encodes 184 amino acids. Gene Ontology annotation, biological process: exocyst localization; exocytosis. The transcript has 4 exons.